CAGUUGAAUUUGAAUUUCUUUCAGUAAUACAUUUAAAGAAGUCCACGAUGAAGCGGAAUUUUAUUGGUCACAGCUACAGAACGACUUUCUUGAGGAAUACAGUGUGAAAACGAUAUUUCCAAUACAUGUCCAGUUACUUGUUUUACCGGUGAUCAUCAUCCAUGCCUUCAUAUGGUUUUGUUGUCCUUAUCUUGGUGGAAAAUUGUAUGAAAAAUGUCGCUGUGAUGAAGAAGUUGAUUAUGGCCAGAAAGCUGUUGUCGACGACGGAACAACUUUAAAUCGUGGUCCUAUGUUUGUUAGAGUUUUCCUGUAUAACACAAAUUUUGAUUUAAAGCUAAAAUCGACGAAUGAGGCCGAGGGAAAUGGUGCUAUGAAAGCAAAAGGAGAAAUAGACAUCAUGGAAACUGACAGAAUAACGAAGCUUCAAGUUCAAUUGGAUUCAAAUAGCUCCAAGCUAGAACAGCUUAACGAGAGAAACGAUAAACGAAAUCAAAAGUUAUUGAACAAACAGAAAGAGAUGGAUAAAUAUUUGAGAGAUAUGAAGAAAUAUUUGAAAGAUAUGAAGAAUGUGAUAUUGAAGAGACUGGAAGGUAUGCAUGGCAGUUUUGGAAGAAUAGAGAAGGAGGUAUCAAAAACCGCCAAAAUUAUGAAAGAGGUAGAUUUCACUUCGGAUGAAGAGGAAGAGGAACAGAAAAGUGAUUCCUCAAGGUCAGAUGAAGAGGAUUCCGAUGAAUUAUCUAGUUCUCUUGAUUUAGAAUCAUCAAAUGACCCAGAUUGUAAAAUGCAAUGAUCAGAUAAUAGCAAAGUUGUAAGCAUGUUUGAACCAAAAUUUUUUUCGGAAAAAGCAAUAUCAUGACUAUUUGUACCAUAACAUAUUGUAUGAACUUGACGUCCGGAAUAACACUGGAUUGAUUGCCUACUAUAUGCCUUAAAUCAUCUGUAGUGUCGUAACAUAUGUAUUUACAUUUGUGUAUAUGAAUGUAUGAAUAUGAACUAUAUUUUCUCGUAGUAUGUUCGAUGUAUUUCUUACUGUUUUCCAAUGAAGUUAAAAACAAAAAGAGCAGCUGGUAGCUUUAUUCUGUUGAUUGUUAUAUCAUAAAUACUUGAAUUUAGUUUGCAAAAGUUUGAAUUUCAUGAUAACAAUCAUUUUUAUCUGAUUAAAUUCUCAUUUUCUCUGUUAUUACAAGAAAUGCGUAGUAACAGCAACAGUUCACCCAAAAUAAUUGCUUACGAUCACUGCAACGUUUCUAAACAGAAAGCGAAAAAACCUAUAUGACAUAUAUUUUCAUCAUAAUGUUUUUUUCCUUUUCCUUGUUUAUUUUAGAUUAUCGCUUCAGCUAAAGAAAACGUCCCAUUACAUGAUUUUGUAAUUAAUUAUAUUCGUAAUGUUAGUAGUUGUGUUAUACUAUAAGCUACGCUUUAGUGUUUUUUUUUUUUAUAUCAAUUCAAAAUAAUUGCGAAUCUUACUGUUAAAUGAAUGUUUACAAUGAAAUUGACGGUCUUAGUUUUUAUAAACAUUUCUGGUAGGCUUUAGUUUUCAAGUAAUUUGUUAUCAAGCAAUUCGUGAUCAAUGGAUAAUUAUUCCCGAAUAUUUGAGGCGUACUGUGAACAGUUUAUUUUAUUUGUGAAUAUGCCAAUAACAUUAUAAUACCGGUUGACCAUGUUAGGUUAAUAAUACCAUCAAUUUAUUUCAGAAAAACUAUUUGUAUAGCUUUUUAUUCUAUCAGCGUUAUAAUAAAACAUAAUUUACUUUAUUAACUGUAUUUGAAAUAAAUAUAUUUGUACAAUCAUUGUUUGGUCCUCAAUUGACUUAAUUCAUGCAAAUUAAAAUCAAAUUAUGAUGUGAGCAAUAUUGCAUUUUCUCAAAACUGAACGUUUGUCUAUGUUUCUUUUGGGCAGGGGUGGUUUUGUUUUGUAUAUUUUUUUUAUCAAGUUGUUACUGUGACUUGGCUGUUGGUGUUGCUCUCAACCUUUUGCAACUUAUUCAAAAUUCUGACCAAUUCUGCAAUUUGUUUUAUAGAACCAAACUGUUCAACUGGUCAGAAUUUUGAACAAACUGCUGUAGAAAAACCACAGUCAAGUCGUGAAAGUGCAAGGUGAUAAUAUAAAGCAUACUUACAAUCCUAUAAGACUUUAAUUCCACUUCAAUGUUAUUAUGAAAAAUCACUCUAACAUUUUGUAUAGAAAUUUUAUUGUUAUUGUCAUGCUAUCGGUGAUGGGUAGUAAUUUUGAAUUGCUAAAAAAAAUGUCCAAACUAAGCUUUCAUACAAUUUUCUUUCGAAAAGUCUUCUAUAUUCAUAAGAAUCAAACAUCAUUUGAAUUAAAACAUUGUUAUACUCAGUAAAAUAUGUGUGAAAUAACAAUACGAUAUUAGUAAG
This is a messenger RNA of Mytilus californianus (California mussel), 2378 nucleotides long. RefSeq names its product transcription initiation factor TFIID subunit 1-like. The record is from RefSeq and is a predicted model, not a curated record. Bases 290 to 790 code for a protein of 166 amino acids. The transcript is spliced from 8 exons. Lineage: Eukaryota; Metazoa; Mollusca; Bivalvia; Mytilida; Mytilidae.